Lachancea mirantina is the source of this 1698-nucleotide messenger RNA. The record is from the annotation of a GenBank genome assembly. NCBI's taxonomy places the organism in Eukaryota, Fungi, Ascomycota, Saccharomycetes, Saccharomycetales, Saccharomycetaceae.
AUGUCAGAGGCCCCAGAUGGAAAUUUAGAGUAUUCGCAGGAUAUUGUUUCGCAUGUGGACUUAAAGAGGGGGCUUCAAACAACCCAAAAUGGAUCAAGACGGGCUGGAAACAGUUUCCGUGUGAAUAAUGACAAACCGGCUAAUUACAAGGGCACCGGGCGAGCUGGAUCUCGUUCUCCGCAUAAACGACAGCGUUCGAGCGGUGUCGAAAGGAUGGAAACGGUGCGGGAUGAAUUGGAGAAAACUCCAACGAAACGUCGCAGUCCAGAGACACCGAAACGACGGGGAAGACCCAAGAAGGUGAAACUGGAGUUGGAGGAUGAGUUAGAAGACGACGAAGAACAUAGUGCUGUCCCCAAAAUUGAAGACACCGAUUUUAAGCUUGAUGAAUCGCCUGUCAAGACACCUCGGGUUUUCGCAUCUCCUUCCAAAUCCCCCUCUAAGCCCAUUCUAACACAGUCACCUUUCAAAAUCACAUUGAACAAAAAUUUCGUACCGACACGUCUCCCUACGGAAAACGAUUAUCAAGCACCACCAGAGCGGCACUUAACGUAUUUUUUCGAUGGAUUCGAAGGAUACAUCGAUCAGAAAAAACCUAUCAGAAAGAGCAAAAAAUCGACUCAUUCCAUGGCCAUGGCGCCUAUGGUCACGCGACAGCAGUAUUCUCUCAUCACUUCAGUGUUGAACUCGGUCUUGCACCGAUCUCGAAAGGCCAAAUUACGCGAAAUUCAAGAAACUAUGUUCCCGCAGUUUUGGUUCGAGCUUACGCAAGGUUUCUCGUUACUGUUUUACGGCGUUGGGUCCAAGAAACAAUUGCUCGAAGAUUUUGCAUUGAAAUUCUUGUCUCGAAAACUGGCUCUUCAGCUCCCCGAAGUACAAGAAUCUUCAGCGAAUUCGACCUUCGAAGGCGUGCCCUGCGUGAUAGUUAACGGCUACAACCCUACUUGUAAUUACAGAGACGUUUUCCACUCCAUUUCCCAGAUCAUGCUGCCGCAAGAAUUGAGCAAAACGGAGACCAAAUACUGGAGCAAUCACGUCGAAUUGCAAAUGAAUAAAAUGAUUGAAGUGUACCAGGACAUGCCACUGGAUGUGAGACUUAUAUUAUUAGUCCACAAUAUCGACGGCCCUGCGUUGCGCAAAGAUGUGUUCCAAAACAUCCUGAGCUUUGUGUCUCGCGUCCGCCAAAUCGCGCUCGUAGCAUCGGCGGACCACAUCCACGCGCCGCUGCUGUGGGACCACGUCCGCACCCAAAACUACAAUUUUGUUUUCCACGACGUGACAAAUUACGAGAACUACGCAAUUGAAACCUCUUUCGGGGAUGCCAUGAAAAUUGGUCGCAGCGAUCAAGGUACUGGUGCCGAGGGUGCUCGCUACGUGCUUGAAUCGCUCACGGUAAACUCUAAACGCAUGUUCAAACUAUUGAUCGAAAAUCAACUGGCCUCUAUGAAAUCCCACAAAAAAACCCAAGCAACGACGCGUGGCUCCAAUCCGCACGGCAUAGAGUUCAAGCAAUUUUACCACAUGUGCGCAGCGGAAUUCAUCGCGUCGAAUGAGAUCUCUUUACGAACAAUGUUACGCGAAUUCAUUGAGCACAAAAUGACAGUGAUUUCAAAAGACCGGUCAGGCGUUGAAAGCAUAUAUGUUCCCUACACAUUUGCAGAGAUGGAAGCACUACUAAGGGACGUUUUGGACUUAUGA